UCACACAUAAGAAGAAAAUCUGAGAAUUUUGACUUUUCUUUUCAUAAAAACUACCGAUUGUGCGAUACCGAGUUGGCGAUUAAUUUAGUAGUCGAUUACUAAUCGAUUAAUCGAUUAACUGUUGCAACACUAGUGGGUAGCGUGUUGGUCCCCCAUACCGGUGAUCGCGGGUUCGCCGCCCGGCCAGGGCAGUAAAAUCACAAAAACAACAACAAAGAGAGAAACAGGCUUUCUCCAGAAUCGCUUACUGGCCCUUAAAUUUCCCUCUUAUUUUUUCUCUGUUAUACGUUACUUCAUCUGUGCUCUAUCAAGACUUUGUCAACUAUUGAUUCACGACUUGGUAUAUGAAAAAAUUAAAAAUACUAGUUUUCCCGAAUGUAUUUGACUUGCGAACGAAACGUUUCCUAUGUGAAAACAGAGUGUAAAGCCGCUCAACAUGUUGAAGUGUCCGUGCGGAAUAAAAUUGUCUUGGCUGAGAUGUUCGUCCUUCGGCUUUGUGUUGAAUGUGAAAAAAAAAAGAAUUCUUGGCUCGGGCUGCCAUGUGCCUCCUGCUCCUAAAUCUGCAUGACUGUUAAAACAUGUAGAGCGAGCUGAGUGGCGGGGCUGCACCUCCACCCAUAGCCCCAAGACACCCCUCCCCUCCCUGUCUUCCUCCUCCCUCCUCCCUCCUCCUCAACCCAAGUUCCUGUCAUUCACUCGGCGUCGCUGACACUUUUCACACCGAGCGGAGACGCCGUACUGCCGUGCGCUCCAGUGCGUGAAUAGGUUGAGUGUGUGCGCUCGGGGCCGGCGGUGCUCACAGUGGGAUGCUGGCGGCGGCAGCAUGUGGAGGGCAGCUCUAGUCGUGUGCCAGCUCGGGGCACUCGCUCAGUCCCUCUGGGCCCAGGAGGAUGAUGUCCCGGCCGCAGCCGUCACCCCUCAGGACUGCAACCUGGACUGCAUCCGCCAGGGAGGAGCAGGAUGUGAAUACUGCCGAAUAACCAGGAGUGAUAUCAAGCAGGCGCUGGGUUUUAACUCCAUCCAAGCGUUCGGAAGUUGUAUCCCGUGGCCAUGUUUCGAGCUACUUGGAGAAGAAGACCCGCAAAUCUGUCGGCACUACGUCCAAGCGCCAAACGACGUGAAGGUCGAAUCUGUACACGAGCCCAAGCCCUCGUCCGACACUAUUGUUGUCUCCUGGAAGCCCAGCUACUAUGGAAUCGCCUUCCUGCGAGGAUUUCAGGUGUCCCUCCAGGCGCUGGGCGGGUCUACCAUCGCCUGUCAGCUCUUUCUCUUCCACCGUAACCUCUCGCUUCCGGCUACACAUGCUCAAAGGGUGUACAAGUCGGACCCUUUCCCCGGCCUUUCCCUUGGGACCCAGUAUGCCGUUACCGUCAUGGCUCUGCCGGUGCCUGAGGAAUGGGAGAGGUUCUACCACAGCCAGACCUUCUCCACACGCUCAUGUGCAGAGAAGAACGGCCUUGAGCGGUGCAAAAAGGACUGGUACCCAGAACACGUUGAGGUCCAGCAGGAGGGGGCUGCCAUCAAUGUGACCUUUAACCUGGCCCCCCCAAACCUGGGCAUCAGAAGCUACUUCUCCCUUUGCUACGCUAACGGAAUGAAGAAAUACACAGACAUCACGCCCAAGUCCUCCGAAAACAGAACCCACCACACCUAUCAGCUGGAUGGCCUUCAAGAAGGAACCAAUUACACAUGUGAGAUUGCAGCUAACGAAGUGGAUGCAGUGAGGAAAUCUUUCAAUGUCCGGGUCCUGCGCAUCCAGAAAGAAGAUGCCACGACGCGCCAUGUCACUCCCCCCCGGGUCUUGAUUCUUCCACUGUGCCUGGCUGUGGCAGCCAUACUUGUGGUCCUACUGGCUGCGCUCGUCAGGGGAAGGCCUAGGCUGCAGAUGAAGAGCGUUCACGUGAGACCAGAUAAUAUCAGACAACAUCAAGAGAUCGCGAGUCAGGAGGAAAUGGUAUCCUUACCCAGAAGCAGGCUUACCCCUCCUCGUCUUCUGAUUUGCUACAGCAGCUUUGAUGGCCCCGCUCACGUCAAAGCUGUCAUGCAGUUAGGGGCCUUCAUACAGCAGCACAUGGCCACUCAGGUGUGCCUGGACCUGUGGGACUCUCUGGGCGUGGCCGAGGAGGGCAGCAUGGGCUGGCACUGCCGGCAGAUCCGGGAGAGCGACUUCGUCUUGGUGAUCUGUUCCCGGGGCCUGAACCACAGACACGAGCCUCCAGAGCCAGAAGGCGAUGAUGAAGGUGAGGAGGCAGACAAGGGGCUGAACUUUGGGCCCCACGCCUUCAGCUCCCACGCAGCCGCCCGACUCGUUGGAGAGGAGGUGGGCCGGGCAAAAGCCAGGGGCCGGGACCUGUCCAAAUACAUGGCAGCCAUUUUUGAGUACUCUGAGGAAACGGACAUCCCCACUGAGCUGAGGCUGGCAUCUCACUACGCCCUGACGAGCGACUUGCCGCUGCUCUUCUCCCACCUCCAUGGAGUGGCUCUGCACAGGCCCGGGGGUUACCUGAAGAUAAACAACAUCUCAGAGGAAGGCUAUGCCAAGUUGCCGGCUGGAGCGGCUCUGCAGUGGGCUAUCUAUGAGGCAGGAAUGGCAAUGAGAGCCAAAAGACCUCAGACUGUAUAAGAGGGGGAAUAAUAUGUUCUCAGCCCAGGUUGGCCAGAAGAUAGAAGUUCAUUGUGGCCAAAAACAUGCUGAUUUUUGUAUAUGGGCAGGCAGGAGAAGUUGGGUGCUUACAGCAGGAGGGUGGGUAGCAUGGUGCGUUCACAUCGGACGCUUGGCUCGCACAAGUUUGGUCGCUGAAACAUUUGCGCUCGUUUGCGUCAUUCGCGCGAAUAUUUGCCCGUUCUUCUUUCACAUUGUCCGACAAACGCACCAUUAGACCCACAGUCCCUGCUGAUGUGCCCUCAAGCAGUCAACCCACCAACCACCUGUGCCUCAGCUGUACUACAGUAGCAGCAGCCGUGCACUUUGACCUCUUAAAUGUGUUAAGAGUGUUCCUCUGUGUUCCUCCAUGUAGAGGAAGGAUUUGUAAGAAGAAUGUACCGUAAUCUGUGUGAUGGUCAUUAGAUCUAAGUGUGUUUGACAUCUUCUGUACAUUUCUGUGACUUUUUCCUUCUCAUUUUGUGUCAAUUAAAGAGUCACAGUGAAAUGAAGGGAUGUAGUAUCAGCACUACACAUAAAAAUCACAUUUGUCUCAUAAAUGAGUCAUUGAAGUUAUUCCGUACGUUGAAGAGUAUAUUGAACAUGUAGCGUUUAUGCUUAUAUUUUAUUUAUACAUGUGCUUAUAUAAGAAUGGAUUAAUUUGAUCUAUCAUUUUAAUUGUAUUUUGUAUUGUAUUUGUUUUAUUGUAUUGCAUUUUUUGUUGUAUUUUAUGUUGUAUUUGUGUUAAAUAUAAUUGUUACUCAGUGCAUGUAAUCAUCCGACAAAGUAAAGUUAAAACUGCUUUUCUAAUGAUGAGUGUUCAUGACAUUUUUUUUAGGGAACAAUGACAAUACUCAGCAUAACAUGCACAACAAAGUCACAAGUAGUGGCUCUGCUAGCGGACUCGUCAUGUUUUUGGCACCAGUUUGCAUUGGUUAGGUCAACGUCAGCAGUUGGCACACGCCUGGAAGGAGUUAGCCAAUCAUAGUCAGUUAAAAAAGGGUCAUGAUUUUUGCUUACUUAAGCAAGUAACUUCAGUGGUAUAUGCACAGAUCGGAAAUGUGUGUCUGUCUCUUACACUCUUUGAAAUCUCAAUGUUGAAAAAUGUUCCUGCACAAAACAUUUUCACACAUUCACACAAAAGUUGACGAACAACUUCAACAUCAUUUCACAACCUCAAAUGAAAAAAGUGACCCUUAUUAGAUUUCAUAUAAUCUGACAACGAUAGCAAUAUUGAAUACAACUGGCCAAAAAAUGACGAAACUGAAACAACUUCAGGAAUACGUUAAUAAUGUUAUAUGUUGCUUAGCUAGAAUCAGUCUUUGUUUCCUUCCUUGUGUUUCCCUGUGUGUGUGUUUGUGUGUGUGUAUUUGUUAGUUGCUGCCACCAAAUGGAACUCGUGAACAACUUGUGGUUACAUCGUGCUUGGCAAUCAAGUAGUAAAGUCGCGAAAAUACAGUUGCUAGGCAACAGCAACAUGUCUGCCGCCUGAGGGUGAUAAUAUAUUGUAGGGAAUACAAAGGCAAAGAAAAAGAUGAGGCGGUUCUUAAUAUCAAUAUUUGCUCCGACCUAAUAUUAAAUCACAAAGACAAAACUCAUGACUAAAAUUUAAUUUCAUUAGCUUUUCUUACAACUCAAACUUCUGUGGCCACCGUCAUCUCUGAAAACCUGGGCAAAAUUGUUGCUCAUUAGUUCCUGAGAGGGGAAGAGCUUGACAUUGUAAAUGAGUUCAAGUGGUCACAUUGGACCUUAACCUUUGGAUGUAAAUGUUCGAACAAAGUAAAAUUUAACAAUUUAUUUUUCACAGCAAAAGCUGCCAGGAUGUUCUUGCACUCCAUGAUUCUUUUUCACAUAUAUUCACAACUGCUUCGUUAACUGGUCACUAACAGGUAUAACAAUAAGCAAUGCACCAGACAAACAAUUGGAUUUUGAAAACUUCAUACAUUUUAAGUAUGCUUAUUUCAUGUGUAAGAUUCUGCGUGGACUUGCUCCACGUCCUUGAUUAUUAUUUCAAUUAAAAAACUGACACUGGCAACAGCACUAGGGCCACUACUGUAAGAGACUGUAUGGUGCCAUUUAGCUGCACCACAUUUGGACUAACUGUGCUGUCAGAAAAGGGAAGUAAUGUUUGAUUGGCCUACGGCUUACAAUGAGGGAAACCUACAUACACAGGCAUAGCAAUGGGGACUGAGACUGCUCAUGUAUAAGGCCCAGAAAUUGGUGCUCAUGGCAAACCAGAAGUGUAACCACUUUUAAUUGGGUUUGAGAGAUAUGUGUUUUGUCAUAUACGACUUGUGUAUUUGUAUACUAGUGUCUGUAAUUGUUCGCCUGUAUUGUCUCACAUUUUUUUAAACAUGCUUAUAGGAACAACAUAUAUAAAUUAGGGUUUUUGCUAACUCUGGCAUACUGUACUUAUAAACAUUAAUGUGCUUUCAUUGUCCCUAUCAAAUAAACCCCCAAAAAAGCUUAA
This is a messenger RNA of Scophthalmus maximus (turbot), 5111 nucleotides long. Its product is annotated as interleukin-17 receptor D. Gene Ontology annotation, molecular function: interleukin-17 receptor activity; protein binding. Bases 824 to 2623 code for a protein of 599 amino acids. Lineage: Eukaryota; Metazoa; Chordata; Actinopteri; Pleuronectiformes; Scophthalmidae. The record is from RefSeq and is a predicted model, not a curated record. The transcript has 12 exons.